Molecule: messenger RNA, 1707 nt
Organism: Cryptococcus amylolentus CBS 6039
Lineage: Eukaryota; Fungi; Basidiomycota; Tremellomycetes; Tremellales; Cryptococcaceae
Exons: 11
Coding region: 1-1707 (568 amino acids)
Biological process (GO): mRNA 3'-end processing
Cellular component (GO): mRNA cleavage and polyadenylation specificity factor complex
Molecular function (GO): mRNA binding
Source: RefSeq, a predicted model, not a curated record
AUGGCAGCUCCCGCAAAUUCUGCAGUGUUACAGAACAUCUACUACGAACGGAAAGUAGGCACAGCGAAGUCAUGUUACAUCUGCCAUCGCCCGACUACGACAGUCCUCGCAACGCUCAAGACGGAGGACUUUCUGUAUACUUGCGAAGUGCAUCUGAGCGACCCUGGAUUCGCGUCGCCAAUCGCCCCCCCGCCCCAACUUUCUGCCCCUUCGGCUGAGGAUAUCCGCAAAGUAGUAGCCGACUAUCACGCACGUGAUUCCAGGAAGAAAGAAGCCUCCGCCAAACCCGACGAGAAAGAGAAAGAUCCCAAAGACGCCAAAUCGCCCUCUCCUGCCCCCUCCCCUGCGCCAACCGUCCCGACGUCGACACCGCCAGCGCAGCCGACACAUAGAAAGUUUGCGCUUCAUGGGAAGAUGUUUGAAAUCAGGAAACAGGAAAUGCGAAGGAGGGAGCAGGGAGUCAAGGCAAGGGAAGUCGGGCGAGGGUUGCCGCAGUCGCCAAUAUCCCCUAGCAACGACGUAUCAGAGGAACAGCUGGCAGGUGUCUUUUCAGAGGCUGGACCCGUGUCCAAUGUAGAGAUCAAGUUUGACCCCCAGACUGGAAGAUCGAAGGGAUACGCUUUCGUUUCUUUCUAUGACGAAUCCACCGCGCUAUCUGCUGUCCGCAAUCUCCAAGAUGCCCCUGUCAACGGCCGCAACCUUCGAGUCGAGCUGUCCACCGACGAACCCGGUCCCCGUCGGCGCGGUCCCCCUGUUGGCGCAGUCUCUUCCGGCCCUCCCGCCGCUGGACGAUUUGGUGGACCAUCUGCUGCUCCCGCUCCCUAUGCUACUCGAGGUCCUUAUGGAGGGCCUCCUGGAGGCGGGGCGGGGGGAGGCAGGUUCGGGGAUAGAGUUGAUACGCCGCCGCCGGCCAGAGACUAUGGAGGUAGGAGAGGGGACGAUUUGGAUUUGAGGUUGGUGCCGCAGGGUGUGGAGCUGCCGCCGGGAGAGAAGGCUGUGGAUGCUAUCAGCAAGACUUUGGCGGCUAUCAACCCCGGGCAGAUGCAAGAUGUUAUGACGAGUAUGAAGCAACUUGUGCAGACGAACCCAGACCAGGCUCGUGUUCUCCUCUCCCAACAACCCCAACUCGCCUACGCUCUCUUCCAAGCGAUGCUUUUGCUCAAUAUCGUCGACCCCUCCGUCCUCCAAUCUAUACACCCUCUCCCACCUCCCGCGGUUGCCGCGCCCCCGCCUUCGAAUUAUGGUCAGCCCCCCGCUCCAUACGGACAAGAUGCGGGCUCCAAGUACGGCCAGCCGCCGAGUGGCUAUGGUGGUGGCGGAGGUGGAAGUGGAGGUUAUGGAUACCCCCCAGCAAGCCAGCCUCCUCAAACCUUCCGCCCUCCCCCAUCCUACGCCGCUCCCCCCGCUCAAACCCCGCCCUACCCUCCCUACGGUGCCCCACCCUCCGCAGCUCACGCAUAUGGUUCUGCCCCUGCCCCUCCUCCUGCGCCUACUCCCAUGUCGGCACCUCCCCCAGUGGCGUCGGGUGUACCUGGUAUGUCUGCGCUCCCGCCAGCGGCGCAGGCUGCGCUGGCGACGUUGCCGGACGAUCAGCAGGCGAUGUUGAUACAGGUUUUGAGCUUGGCGCCGGAGCAGAUUAAUGCGCUGGAUCCGACGCAGAGGGCUAGUGUUGUUCAGCUUCGACAGCAAUUCCUCGGGACGGCCUAA